AAUAAUAAUAAUAAUAAUAAUAAUAAUAAUAAUAAUAAUAAUAAUAAUAAUAAUAAUAAUAAUAAUAAUAAUAAUAAUAAUAAUAAUAAUAAUAAUAAUAAUAAUAAUAAUAAUAAUAAUAAUAAUAAUAAUAAUAAUAAUAAUAAUAAUAAUAAUAAUAAUAAUAAUAAUAAUAAUAAUAAUAAUAAUAAUAAUAAUAAUAAUAAUAAUAAUAAUAAUAAUAAUAAUAAUAAUAAUAAUAAUAAUAAUAAUAAUAAUAAUAAUAAUAAUAAUAAUAAUAAUAAUAAUAAUAAUAAUAAUAAUAAUAAUAAUAAUAAUAAUAAUAAUAAUAAUAAUAAUAAUAAUAAUAAUAAUAAUAAUAAUAAUAAUAAUAAUAAUAAUAAUAAUAAUAAUAAUAAUAAUAAUAAUAAUAAUAAUAAUAAUAAUAAUAAUAAUAAUAAUAAUAAUAAUAAUAAUAAUAAUAAUAAUAAUAAUAAUAAUAAUAAUAAUAAUAAUAAUAAUAAUAAUAAUAAUAAUAAUAAUAAUAAUAAUAAUAAUAAUAAUAAUAAUAAUAAUAAUAAUAAUAAUAAUAAUAAUAAUAAUAAU
Messenger RNA from Calliphora vicina (urban bluebottle blowfly), 585 nucleotides. RefSeq lists its product as uncharacterized. The record is from RefSeq and is a predicted model, not a curated record. The transcript has a single exon. The annotation marks the transcript as partial. Lineage: Eukaryota; Metazoa; Arthropoda; Insecta; Diptera; Calliphoridae.